Molecule: messenger RNA, 1677 nt
Organism: Megalopta genalis
Lineage: Eukaryota; Metazoa; Arthropoda; Insecta; Hymenoptera; Halictidae
Source: RefSeq, a predicted model, not a curated record
GCAUAUACACAAUAGAAGAUCGUCGAAAAAUAUUAGUUGACAAAAUUUGGGUAUUAAAAAAUAAGCCAAGCAUCUGUCAUUUACUGCAUUGAUAUCAUAUAAACAACAGAUGAAAUAGCGCUGUAAAACAUAAUUAAUUGCUUUUUAAAAUUGUUUUAAGAGACCAUAGGUUGAUAAAAUGGAAAUCUAAUGAAUUUGUUUUAUCAUAUUACGAGUUACAUCUUGAUAGAUCAGAGGGUGUUGAUGGUACUCUAGCUCUAGCGGCAUUGUUGACUAUUGUUGAUCAUGUAUACAUUUUUGCAGAUGUCAAUCUAGACCGGGCAGAUUUAUAUAUAUAUAUAUAAUUGUUCAUAAUUAUAUUCAUUUUAGUAGUGAACAUAGUAACUGCAAUGUCACAUUCAAAAGGAGGCAGAAAAACACACCAAGGCAAUAAGAAGAUUAACAUCGGCGAUAAAGGAAAAGAAGUGUUGAAGAAUCUAGACGAGAACAGUUUGGUUGUGCAACAAUUUCGCGUCUAUGCAGCAGAGUUAGACGACAAACACGAUCGAUAUGAGAGGAUCUUGAAAAUUGGUAGAGAUAUCACAAUAGAGAGUAAAAGAAUUAUCUAUCUUCUACACAGCAUAGACAAAAAAAGCAAACAGGAGAGUGUAUUAAAUGAGGCCAAAAUAAGACUGCAAAAUGUUGCACAGAAUAAUUUUAAAUGCAUCGCUCUGGAAUUGGAGAACGAAGAUGGCUAUCAAUACUUGAGAGCUUAUCGUGGUAGUUUAGAAGAAUACAUAGAAGCAUUUACCUUCUACCAUUAUUUAAAUAGUAAUAAUUUAGAAGACUGGACAGAAUUGGAAAAAAUGAUUACUUAUACAAUUACAGACAGACCCGAAGUACAGACAAUAAAUACUUUGGUCACUCCACACGAAUACAUCUUGGGCAUUGCAGAUCUAACUGGAGAACUUAUGCGGAGAUGUAUUAACAACUUAACGCAAGACACUGCUAGUUGUUACCAAAUGUGCAACUUUGUCAGAAAUAUGUACACAGGUUUUCUGAGCUGUAAAAUACUGAAUUGUAAAGAAAUGAACAGGAAACUAUCUACUCUAAAGCAAAGUCUGUGCAAAAUAGAGAAUGUUUGUUAUACCAUUAAAGUUAGGGGUUCUGAAAUACCAAAGCACAUUCUUAUAGAUGUAGCAACUAAAAACUAUGAAGAAAACGAUGAGGGAUACCAAGCGUAUUAGUCAGUUGUGUACAUUGUAAAAUAAUAUAAAUAUAAUAAUUAUUUACCAGCCCAAUAGAUUUGUCAUAAAAUUAGUUUUAGACUUUCAUUAUUAUGCAGAGCGAGCCCGUUAAUUUUUUGAAAAUAUUUCAACUUUCAGGCCUAGAUGAGUCACACAUAUAUGCAUAGCAAUGCACUAAUAGCAUACAUAUGUGUAUAAGGUUUGCUGUUAGAACCAAACUCACAUGGAUAUGGCGGUUUCACUGUAUUAUCUUAUCUUAAAAAUGUAUUACAUACAAUUAUAUUAAUAUAUUUACAGAUUUCAUAAUAUAUUUAAUUGUUCAAUAUCAUAACAAAUUGUUCACAAAAUACAUUCUUUUACGUAUUCUCAAUUUUGUACAUUAGACAAUAUAGCAAGUAACUAUCAAUAUUAAUAUAAGUACUAAAUGCAAAUCUCUGAAUACAUAAUUAAA